AUGGGUAAAAAUAAGAUGAUUGCUAAAAGUUGCCCGAAAUGUGAAAUGCAGGUUGCAGUAGCAUCCAAGUCAUGUAAAUGUGGGCACACGUUUUUCGCGUCUCGCCGUGGGGCGGACACACUGCCAGCUACAGAGGAUAUUAAAAGACGAACCGGUAGAGUAAGGAGAUCCCAACCCCAGUUCUAUGAUGCACAGCAUUAUCAAAAACAGAAGAGAAAGACACCAAAAAAGAGAAUUAUAUCAAAAACAUGCAGUGAUGACGAAUACAAAGGCAAAGGGAAAAUAGAAAGUGCAACAGCCAGGGCUAGAAGACGUCGUGCCCUAAGAAGGGCUCAAAGGGAACCUCAACAAAGCGAAAGAACUAGGGAUCCCACACCUCAGCUACGACCAGCUCAGCUUGCCCGCUGUAAAUUGAUAUUGUUAGAAAUUAAUAGGAAAAUGCGAGCCGUCACAUGGCAACCCCCGAAUGAUGGAUCAACAUCUCUACCAUAUGACACCAUUGUAGUCGGUCUGGGGUCUGCAGGAACUACAGCGGUGACUACUCUCGCUAAAGCUGGAAAGAGGGUCCUGGCUCUGGAAGCUCAAGGCAGGGUUGGAGGAAGAGUGAAUACUGUUUCAUUUCGUAAUGGAGUGAUUGAACUUGGUGGGGAAUGGAUUCAAGGUACGAAUAACAGCCGGGUUUACGAUGCUGCCGUCAAAUAUAACAUCGGUGUUGUUCCUCAAGGUUUAAGACAUGAAGCAUUCAUGUCAGAUGGUUCAAGAGGAAAUGAUGGUCUUCUAGACGAGCUCAUGCGAUACUGUUUGGAAGUCCAGAAUAACCCUCCCGAAGAACCAGAAUCUAUUGGUAGUCUUAUAACUAGGAAGCUUAAAGAAUAUCUUGAAGAAAAACACCCGGAUGUGCUCAGAGACAAGGAUUUCGUGGAGAAUUUUAUAGAAUUCAUGAGUCUUAUUGUAAGUAACACAGAGGCAGCAAAUGAUUGGAACGAUGUUAGUGCACAGUCGAGGUUUGCCGAAAUAGGUGGAUAUCAGCAUAUAUCAUGGCACAGAUACGGCUAUGAGACCUUCUUUAAAAUUUUACUGAACACUUACAACGACGGCCCAGGUUGGCCAACUGUGGAUAUAAAAUUAAACAAGGAAGUCACUCUAAUAAAAUGGCCGAAAAAUUCCACCGGAAAUGUUGAAGUGGUGUGCAAAGAUGGCGACGUGUUUACAGCCGAUAACGUUAUUGUUACAGUGUCACUUGGAGUAUUGAAAGAAAGGUAUUCAAAUCUCUUUUCGCCACCAUUACCACAAGAAAAGAUAACCGCUAUAGAAAAAAUGUCCAUGGGAGUUAUUAACAAAAUUAUAUUGUGCUUCGACGAGGAGUGGUUGCCAAGAGGUAGAUUUUAUAACUUUUUGUGGAGAACAGAGGAAAAAAUGCAAAUCAGUCCAGAAGACUCUUGGGUCACAAAAAUAUUUUCGUGUAGCACGCCUAUGGGGUCUAGAGAAGCGCUAACAUGUUGGACGAGUAGUGAUGUUGCUAAAUUGAUCGAAACAUUACCUGAAGAUGUUGUUAAAACUAAAGUGAUAGAAAUCUUACGCAAAUUUAUGGGCGAAAGAUACACUGUACCUGAACCAGUAUCAAUUAUGAGAUCAAAAUGGUUCUCAAAUCCCUUCACGCGAGGUAGCUAUAGCUAUGACAAUUUGUCGGUGCACGAGUAUCCGCACGCGCGGGCGACUCUCGGGGAACCCCUCGUCGACGAGGCGGGGGUUCCUAAGGUGUUAUUCGCGGGGGAAGCGACAAGUUUAGAUCAUUACGCAACUGUCCACGGUGCAAGUGAGACCGGAUAUAGGGAAGCUCAAAGAUUACUAUCAGAAAACGGAAAG
Messenger RNA from Brenthis ino (lesser marbled fritillary), 1866 nucleotides. NCBI's taxonomy places the organism in Eukaryota, Metazoa, Arthropoda, Insecta, Lepidoptera, Nymphalidae. The record is from the annotation of a GenBank genome assembly.